Molecule: messenger RNA, 5734 nt
Organism: Siniperca chuatsi (mandarin fish)
Lineage: Eukaryota; Metazoa; Chordata; Actinopteri; Centrarchiformes; Sinipercidae
Gene: ubtf
Product: upstream binding transcription factor
Exons: 21
Coding region: 422-2650 (742 amino acids)
Source: RefSeq, a predicted model, not a curated record
UGAUAUUUUAUCAAAAUUACAACAAGCGACUGUUUUCUGCUAAUUCCCUCCAUCUAAACUCGACUAUUCGCGGUAUAAACGGGGUAUUUGCGUGGGGGAAUUAACGGUGGUUUCCGCGCCGAGACCUCCAUGCGGCUGUUGACGGAACAGCCAGCCGCCUCUCUCGGUUAGCCAUCAGGGAUCUCGGUUUAAUAUCUCACCGUGCAGAGACUCGCCCUCUCUCUCCCCCUCUCUCUCUCACUGACUAGCCCAGAACCACCGACGACCGAGAUCGGAAAACCCGCCUUCUUGUUCUCGCUUAUGCUCUUUUGGAUCGAGGGAAGGGAGACUGCAACGCCCUGGCUCUAGGUUUAAGCUCCGUUUUUCUCCGUUUGCAGUGCGCCAUUGGACCUUGUCACGAUACAAGACAGUACGCCUACAAAUGAAUGGAGAAAUGGAGGCAUCCACCCAAAGCCAAGUUUGGGCACAGGAUGACCUUUUAAACCUGCUGGAGGCCAUGAAAGUGGCCCUGCCUCAGAAAGACCUGACUAAAUACAAAACAUCAGAGUCCCACCUCGACUGGCAGAAGGUUGCCUUCAAUUCCUACACAGCAGAUAUGUGUAAGCAGAAGUGGCAGGAGGUCUCUAAAGAGAUUCGUAAAUUCCGGACCCUAACAGAGCUGAUAGCUGAUGCUCAAGACUACAUCAAAAACCCUUACAAGGGCAAGAAAAUAAAGAAACACCCAGAUUUCCCCAAGAAGCCCUUGACUCCAUACUUCCGCUUCUUCAUGGAAAAGAGGGCCAAGUAUGCAAAGUUGCACCCUGAGAUGAGCAACCUAGACUUAACUAAAAUCCUCUCCAAGAAAUACAGGGAGCUGCCUGACAAGAAGAAGAAAAAAUAUGUUGAGGACUUUUUAAGAGACAAAGAAACAUUUGUGCACAGCAUGAUGAAGUUCAGGGAAGAACACCCGGACCUUAUGGAGAGCAUGACAAAGAAAGGUUCAAAUGUACCAGAGAAGCCCAAGACACCCCAGCAGCUGUGGUACAACCACGAAAAGAAGGCCGUGCUCAAGACACGUCCAGAUGCGACCACCAAAGACAUUAAGGACAGUCUUGGCAAACAGUGGACGCAGCUGUCCGACAAGAAGAGACUCAAAUGGAUCAUCAAGUCUCUUGAGCAGAGGAAACAGUACGAGGAGACAAUGCGAGAGUACAUCCAGCAGCACCCAGAGUUAAACAUGACCCAAGAUGAUAUCGUAAAGUCCACCCUGACGAAGGCUGAGAGACACCUGAAAGACAAAUCUGACGGCCGACCUGACAAACCACCUCCAAAUGGUUACUCGAUGUUCUGCGCGGAGUUGAUGUCGAACAUGAAGGACGUACCCAGCACAGAGCGUAUGGUGAUGUGUAGUCAGCGGUGGAAGCUGCUGAAACAGGCUGAGAAGGACGCCUACCAGAAACGCUGUGAACUUAGGAAGAAGGAGUAUGAAAUUGAGAUGAACAGAUUUCUCAGUAGUUUGUCAGAGGAGGAGCAGCAGCGCGUCUUGUCUGAGGAGAAGAUAGGUUUUAAGAGGGGCGGUGGAGCCAACAGUCCUGCCUCCAAAAAGAAGAACUCUAAAGCAAAGGCCAGUCCAGAGAAACCCAAAAGGCCAAUUUCAGCCAUGUUCAUCUUCUCUGAGGAGAAGCGUCCUAAACUGCAGCAGGAGAGGCCGGACCUUGCUGACAGUGAGCUCACGAGACUCCUGGCCCGCAUGUGGAAUGAGUUGCCAGAUAAGAAGAAGGAGAAGUAUAAACGCCUAGAAACAAUCCUAAAGGCAGAGUCAGAGAAGAAGGAGAAGGAGGACCGUAGUCGUCUGCCAGACCCACCCAAGACUGCACAGGACAUCUGGCAGCAGAGUGUCAUAGGAGACUACCUGGCCAGAUUUAAGAAUGACCGGCCAAAGGCACAGAAAGCAAUGGAAACAGCCUGGAGCACCAUGGAGAAAAAAGAGAAAAUUAUGUGGAUCAAAAAGGCAGCAGAGGACCAGAAAAGAUACGAGAGAGACCUGUGUGAGAUGCGCUCACCUGCUGCUGCUGCCAUUGCCUCAGGGAAGAAGAUGAAGUUUGAGGGUGAACCCAAGAAACCACCAUCAAACGGAUAUCAGAAGUUCUCCCAGGAGAUGCUGUCCAACGGAGAGCUGAAUCACCUCCCGAUGAAGGAGCGGAUGACCGAGAUCGGCAGCCGCUGGCAGAGGUUACCGCUGAAGGACAAAGAGCGCUACAAGAAGAUCGCUGAGGAGAAGCAGAGACAGUACAAAGUCCUACUGGAACAGUGGCUUGCUAGUUUGUCUUCACAAGAGAGAAACACUUACAAAGAGUAUAAUUCACAAAAAAGGAGAACUACUGCAAAACCAGGAGGCCCCAAGGCAAAGUCCAAGAAAUCUGAAACGGAGGAGGAGGAUGACGACGAGGAUGAAGAUGAUGAUGAGCAGGAGAAGGCCUCCUCUGAGGCAGACUCAUCCAGCGAGGAUGAGGAUGACGACGAUGAUAAGGAGGAGGAAGACGACGAUGAUGACGACGAUGAUGACGAAGACGACGAAGAUGACGAUGAGGCGGAAGACAAGGAGAACAAGUCGGAGGACAGCAGCAGCGAAUCGAAUUCACAGGGGUCGUCGGACUCAGAUUCGGACUGAAACGGGCCGACGUCGUCAUGAGACGAACUGAGCUGAGCUGAGCCAAGAGUCAAGGGAGCUCUGCCACUGUGCCAACCCUGCUCUCCUCCCACCACCAGAGGGAGCCCCUGCAUUGCCUCAUCCACUUCACACUCACCCACUUUUUGUUGCUGCGUUGGUGACCCUGCCCGUAUGUCCAAAAUCAGUUUCAUUCCCUCCCCGGUGUGAUGGUCAUCUCACAGCACGGGGCCGCUGACAUUAUGCCAAAAACAGCAUCCCACUGGUUUGAUGAUGUCAUGAACAUUUCUGCCGCUGGUUUCAAUCUUGACUUAUAGGUUCAUUGGUUUAAGGUUAGAGUUUUAAUGUUGAGGGUAAUGAAUAACUCUCCGGUGUUUUUAUUUUAUCAUUCUGGUAAUUAGUUGAAGACGGGUGGCAUGAGUUGUGAACAGGCUUCAUAGAGCCAAAGAACAUAGUAUGGUGGAUCACUUUAUAGAGAGGGGUGGGGGGGUGCAGGGUACUGAAAAAUUGCACUCUUCAGAAUGUUUCCAUUAAUAUUUUUUUCCAGAACGUUGUUGCGUUGUUCUCUAUUCUCAAUUUAUGAUGUAGAUUUUAUCAUUUGGUUCUUAAAGAGGUGGUAUUUUUUCAGGAAAAAAAUCAAGCCAUUAUGAAUGUCUUUUUGUUGCUGGAAAUUUUCAGAACUUGUUACUUACCCAUGUUCUCAUUUAAAACAUAACAGUGCCUAUAUAAAGUAUUCACCCCCUCUUGGACUUUUUCAUGUUUUAUUGUUUUGCAGCGUUGAACCAAAGUGGCUGUAAUGAGGCUUUGAUAUUCAUUAACAGAAAAUGACUCUUUUAAAGGAAUCCUGCAGCGUUUUAGGUGAAGAUGACGUGGUGUUUGGUGCAGCUGACGUUUCAACACAGAACUGAAACUGACAUUUGGUCUAAUCUAACCCUCAGUAAGAUGGCAACAAGCUAUGUGACUUUUCCAAAAUGACUUUCAAAACAAAAGUUUUCCUGUAAUGUCACAAGAAAAACAGAUUUAUCUAAAUUAAGUGAGUUUAAAAAACAUUAAAUUGAUUACAUAAGUAUUACAUAAAUAUCUAGUAGAAGCACCUUUUGGCAGCAGCUUUAAGUCUAUGUGUCUUUAUCAGCUUUGCAUGUGUCGGCUCUGCAUUUCCCUCCAUUUCUUUUCACAAAACUGCCCAAUCAUGGUGUAUAAGGGCUGUAAGUGAGCAGCAGUUUCAAGUCCUGCCACAAAUUCUCUAAUGGAUUUAAGUCCGAUCUCACUGAUGCGCUUCUUGCACCAACACAGCCGGCUCUAAGCAGAUUUACAGCUGUCCCAUAUUCUUUACUACUUUUUUUUUUUUUUUUGAAUGGUUGACCUCAUUGUAAUCUGCAGGCUAUUCUGUGCCUUGAAAAUGUUCUUGUAUCCUUCCCCUGAUUGGUAGUUUUCAGUAAGCUUGUUGCAAUUUAUUCUGAAUGUUCCUUUAUUGUCGAUUUUAUUAGAAAAUUGACUAACAAGCUGUUGGAGCCUCCUGAUACAGGUGUAUUUACUGGUCACACUUCUGAUCACAAUCCUGGCUUUCUCCAUUCAACUUCUGUGAAUAAUCUUUUUUUUAAAAUGCACCAGUCAAUGCUCAUGUAAUCAAUAAUUUUUGUUUUAUAUUAGGACUUCAUUUAGAUCGAUAAGUGAAGAUUUGUUUUCACUUUGACAUUAACGACUAGAGUCAAAAAAGCCUGAUUACAUCCGCCAUGCUUCAGAGUUGUAAAACAAAAAAAAAUGUCCAAGAGAGGUGAAUACUUUUGAUAGGCACUCUAGGAUCCAUUGCCAUGUGUCCGUCACUGAAAGGCGUCAUUUAUCAAACUUAACUGACACGUCCUGUAGUACAUACAAACCCAUCAGUCUGAAACAAUUCUGUUUGACUCAGCAGUUUGUUCUGGCCUCACCGUAAUAAACAGUGUUUAUUGUGUGACCGGAGCAGUUUGUCAGUGAAGGGAUAACAAGUGUUUUCCACGUUUAGCGCUCAGUCUGACUGUUUUUAAAGAAUAUGUCACGCAGUCGCUGUAUUGUUUCAUUUACGGUUUAUUUGAAUUGUUAAUAGGUUUGUUUUAAUUGUGUUCUGAUUCAUCAGGAAUCAUUUGUGGAUGUUGAACUCAAUGGUUUUCAUCAAAUUUUGUUUUGAAAUUGUAAUGGUAUUGACUGUAAUCCAAAUGGGUUUUGCAGUCUGAUGCUUAUCCCAAAAAAGUGUGCACUUAACGUAAAUCUGUCCCUCUGUGUGAGUUUGUGCGCAUGCAUGCACAGAACUGUGUAUCUAUGAGGGUGUGAGUGUGUGUUUCUUUGCUUUAAUGUGUGCUGUUUUUACUGUUUUUUCUGUUGCAUACCAUGAUGUGACUGCAGUGUGCCUGUGUGGAGACAUCAUACCAACACCAUGAAUGUAGAUAUUGUUAAAUCUUUUACAAAUAUUUUUUCUUUUUUCCAAAGGUCUUUACUAAUUCUUCUGCUCGGCGCUGUCGUGUCAUUGGUUACCUGAAAACGUUUUAAUGACAUGAUUUCCUUGACUGUCAUUCUGGGUCCACAGACAGAGAAGUACACGGCAACUAUUACUAAUCUGUUAGUAACGGGCUGACUGAUUGAAAUCAUUAUGAAUCUCAUCACUGUCUGAAACAAAACCAGCGUGGACUAUUUAAAUAAUUCGGGGAGGGAAAAGGAACGUGAUUGCUGAUAUUGAUCGAUGGGAGUUUGUAAAAGGGAUUUGGGGAACGGAGUUGCCAGAGGAAUUGGGGUUAAAAUUUGUUGAAAUUUUUCUGUAAAUACUGUUUUUGUAUUGAGUGCUUAUUGUUUUGUUAGUGCUUUAAGUUGGCAAACCCUCAUCUGUGACUUCUGAGGCCAGUGAGUUUUUCACUCACGGGGGAGGUUUUUGGUUUAAUUCACCAGUUUUAGUUGUUUCUUCUCUCCCUUAUGUUGGUUUAUAGAGAUAUCUAAGACAGCAAAGCUUUACAAGUUUGUACUGCUGAUCAUUUGACAAAAUGUGAUGUUUUCUAUAGCUGAGGGUGUUCUUAUGUCCUUGUAGUUCAAGUCUUUGGGCAAAUAAAAAAUUAUCUUUAA